GAACUGUAAUUCCACUUGUCCCAAAUAAAAAAUUCCAAAAAAAUCCCAAAUUUCGAAUCAGACUACAAAAUCUGAAAGGCGCAGUCUUGAAACUGACUCUUUGACAACUUCCCCUCUUCACGCGGCGGCAGCCACCGUCAACCGCCCCCAAAAUGUCGGCCAUUUCGCCGCCCCAACCCCUCCCAUCCUCCUCAUCCAAAUCACCCAGCAAAACCCUAAUCCCCAAUUCCACCCGCUCAUGGAACAGCAUCCAUUGCGAGCUCAAGAAUGCUUCUUCCACUGCUCCUCAGAAAUGGACAAUUGAUUGCGUCUCUUCAACCGACCCAAUUCACAUAAUUCUCAAACCCCCGAAUUCAGCCUCGAUUCCUUCGCCCAUGGAUUCCUCGCUCAAGAAUUCUAAGAGGGUUUGUCUCUUUUACUGCUCCGAGAUGAAGGAUCUCGCUGAGAGAAUUGCUUCCGAGUCCGACGCCAUUGAGCUUCGUAGCAUUAGUUGGAGGACAUUCGAAGAUGGAUUUCCGAAUUUGUUCAUAUCCAAUGCUCAAGGAGUUCGUGGACAGCACGUAGCUUUCCUUGCUUCAUUCAGCUCUCCUGGAGUUAUUUUCGAGCAAUUGUCCAUCAUCUAUGCUCUGCCGAGACUAUUUGUCUCAUCCUUCACACUUGUCCUGCCAUUUUUCCCGACGGGCACUUCUGAGAGAAUGGAGGACGAAGGAGAUGUUGCCACAGCAUUCACGCUCGCGAGGAUCUUGUCUAAUAUUCCAAUAUCUAUGGGUGGACCUGCCAGCUUAGUAAUUUUCGAUAUCCAUGCUUUACAGGAGAGGUUUUAUUUUGGUGAUAAUGUGUUGCCCUGCUUUGAAAGUGGUAUACCGCUGCUCCUGAAUAGGUUACAACGGCUUCCUGACUCUGACAAUAUAACAAUAGCCUUUCCCGAUGACGGUGCAUGGAAACGGUUUCACAAGCAGCUGCAGCACUUUCCAAUGGUUGUUUGUGCUAAAGUAAGAGAAGGUGAUCAGCGAAUUGUACGAAUUAAGGAGGGCGACCCAAAGGGACGUCAUGUUGUGAUAGUCGACGACCUUGUCCAGUCUGGUGGCACACUGAUAGAGUGUCAGAAAGUGUUGGCCAAACAUGGAGCUUCAAAAAUAAGUGCUUACGUGACGCAUGGAAUCUUUCCAAAUAAGUCGUGGCAGCGGUUUAACCACGACAAAGGAGGCAACCCCGAGAACGGAAUGACCUAUUUUUGGAUCACGGACUCGUGUCCGGAGACGGUGAAGCAGGUAAAGAACAAGCCCCCGUUCGAGGUUAUAAGUCUUGCUGCCGCCAUAGCAUCUGCGCUCCAUAUUUAGCAGUGGCGCUGAGUUCGAGUUUUCGUACAAGACUCUUCAGUCUUCACUGACUUCCCAGUAUCCCUUUUGUGUUUUUACAUAAAUCUUUCAGAAAGUGCCAAAGGCUUAUAGAGAUUCCGACUGAAAGCUAAGUUGGUGGAAGCUGUCUCGUUUAAUAGUUCCCCAAAAUAAUAUUUUAUGUAGUAGAAUUUUGUAUGAUUUAUUUGUAGGAUUAUUUUGGUGUGCAUUAAUCCAAACUCAGUGUCUUGAUAAUGUAAUAAAAGAAAUAAAGAAUACAUCUUGUUUUUCUUGGAUAAUUGAUUUUUUAGCUUCUGCAA
Messenger RNA from Salvia miltiorrhiza (redroot sage), 1657 nucleotides. RefSeq names its product ribose-phosphate pyrophosphokinase 4. The coding region runs from base 153 to 1340 and encodes 395 amino acids. Gene Ontology annotation, cellular component: cytoplasm; ribose phosphate diphosphokinase complex. NCBI's taxonomy places the organism in Eukaryota, Viridiplantae, Streptophyta, Magnoliopsida, Lamiales, Lamiaceae. Gene Ontology annotation, molecular function: magnesium ion binding; ribose phosphate diphosphokinase activity. The record is from RefSeq and is a predicted model, not a curated record. The transcript is spliced from 7 exons. Gene Ontology annotation, biological process: 5-phosphoribose 1-diphosphate biosynthetic process; purine nucleotide biosynthetic process.